This is a messenger RNA of Zasmidium cellare ATCC 36951, 2772 nucleotides long. RefSeq lists its product as uncharacterized. Gene Ontology annotation, cellular component: cytoplasm. The transcript has a single exon. The record is from RefSeq and is a predicted model, not a curated record. The coding region runs from base 1 to 2772 and encodes 923 amino acids. NCBI's taxonomy places the organism in Eukaryota, Fungi, Ascomycota, Dothideomycetes, Mycosphaerellales, Mycosphaerellaceae. Gene Ontology annotation, molecular function: metal ion binding; glycerophospholipase activity.
AUGACCACCACCUCCUCCGCCGCCAACCAGUACGUCCGCCAGGUCCUGCACCAACCACCGGACCCACCUCCGCCCAUCCAUGCUCGCUUCUUCUAUACCUCGCCCAUCCCCAUCGAUGACCCGCUGUCGCCGCUGCCACCGCCUAGCGGGGGUGAGAGUACCUGGGUGAAGCAGCCGCCGAAGCCGUUCUCCGAGCAUGAUAAUGAGGCGUUGAAUCGGGCGUGGUUGGAGUUGAGGAGGAAGAUUUUGAAGUUCAAUGAGGAGAGGGGGGAGAAGGAGGCGAGUAGGGAGGGGAGUCGGGCGAGAGGGAGGGCGAGCUCGUCGUUGGUGAGAGGGGAGAGGAGAGGGUCUGGGUCGAAGGGGGCUGCUGCUAAGACGAAGGCUGCGAAGCAUGCUGCUUCGGGAUUGAGCCAGGUGGAUGUUCCACCUGGGGAGGAAGAGGCGGUUGUUGUGGAUGCUCCUGAGAGUACGACUGAGCUGGGGACUGGUAAUGAUACCACAGGCAGGCCUUUCACCAGGCUUCCCUCACACAGGAAGAGGGAUAGUGGUUCGUUCAGCCAACCAAGCAGGCCUGCGAUGAAGACGCAUGAUACGUAUGAAUGGGAGGAUUCAUCACACCUUGCUGAACGAAGCCCUGCGCCUGAGAAGAGGAAGCAAGUGGAGAAGAGCCCAACGGACAAGGUCGCGGUUGGAGUGUCACGGCUACACCAGGUGGAGAUGCCAGAUUUGCUCAUGACACCUAUAUACUGGGCGCCUGUCCACGACACUGCUCAGGUGGUGAGAGGAACGUGGUUCUACAAGGAUACGAUGCUGCCUGUGGAAACACCGGUGGCUAAUAUGCUUGAAGCUGGAUACUUGGACCUCCAAUGUUGGACUCAGACAUGGCAAGAUGAGCUUAACAGUGCGAUGGAGGUUGGCGCGCUGGGAGAGAUGAAAAUCGUGCACAAGCUCUGGCCGGACAAGAUUCCAAGAUCGAUUACCACACCACCUGGCAGUAGGAGAGGGCAGCGGCCAAGAGAUGACAAUCUUCUGAGAGCGGCGACUACCACCUCUAUGCUUGAAGGCGAGCCAGAGACCGUCGAGCAGCAAAGAGUCAAAUCUGUCGAAGCAGCAUGCGACAUUAUCGAUAUAUCAACGGGCGCUGGUGGACCGGACAACAAGGCGUAUGGCGAGUCGACAUAUGGUCGAGCUGGGGCUGUACGGACGUAUGGCACUUGCGGCGUGAUUUACGCGAAUGACAGAGAAGCGAAGAUCUUGAAGCCCACCCUACUACCCUCGGCAUACUAUGGUCGACGGCCCCUUGCAAACUACAUCCGGAAGGGACAUGAGAUUGGGAUACCGGUAGUUCGAGGGUUCAAGCAGUCGAUAUGGGACAAACUCCAUCCUCCCAAACACGAUCCCAGGAAGGCGAAAGCUGCACACGGUGUUGCGAGUGCCGGACCCGAUGCAAAUCGGAGACGAAAGGCCGACCCUGAUCUCGCGCAGAGUGAUCGACCUCAGGUGACGGAUCUCAUCUUUGUGAUCCAUGGCAUCGGCCAAAAGCUCAGUCAGCGAAUGGAGAGCUUCCACUUCACCCACGCUAUCAACGCCUUCAGACGAGAGAUCAUGGUUGAGCGUGGCAAUAAGGAGGUGAAAGCUGGUCUUCGGCGAGGGAUGGGUGGGAUCAUGGUCUUGCCCAUCAACUGGAGACAUUCGCUUUCGUUCGAAGAAGGCGGCUAUCGACCUGACGAUCCAUCUUCUGUCAAUGAUCCUUCAGUCAACGAGUUCACAUUGGACGACAUCACGCCUGAUACCCUCCCCUCCGUCAGAGGCAUCGUCAGCGAUGUCAUGUUGGACAUUCCAUACUACAUGUCCCACCACCAGCCCAAGAUGAUCGCAGCUGUGAUCCGAGAAGCCAACCGAGUCUAUAAACUCUGGUGCCAAAACAACCCCGGCUUCGCAAAACACGGCAAAGUCCACAUCAUCGCGCACUCCCUCGGCAGCGUCAUGUCCAUCGACAUCCUCUCCAACCAACCCACCGUCGUCCCACCCCACCUCUCGGACCCAACCCAAAUCGACAUCUCCGACCCCUCCAUCACCCACUUCCUCUUCAACACCCACAACCUCUUCCUCGCGGGCUCGCCCGCCGGCUUCUUCGUCCUCCUGCGCAAAUCCCAACUCCGCCCCCGCAUCGACCACCCCUCCGCGCAAGCCCUCGCGGACCCCGAAUCCAACAUCUCCGCCAUCUGCGGCGAGCGCGGCCAGUACGGCUGCAUCUCCGUCGACAACGUCUACAACAUCGUCAACGGCUACGACCCCGUCGCCUAUCGGAUGAACGCCGCCGUCGACGCCUUCUACGCCGCCUCCCUCCGCAAGGCCUUCAUCCCCUCCUCCGUCCCCUCGUUCUGGAUCGCCGCCGACGCUUCCCGCUCCACGCGCUGGUUUGGCGGGACGUCGUACUCUACCUCCUCCAAUCAUCCAUCGAAUCAUCUGACGCUUCCGAGACUGCCUUCGAACGUCGAACUCGAAACUCACAAUUUCACCCGCGAGGAAGUCGCGGAGAAACGCAUGCUGCUGCUCAAUGACAACGGCCAGAUCGAUUACUUUGUCAAGUAUGGAGGCGGGACGUUUGAGAUUCAGUAUUUGACCAUGCUGGGCGCGCAUAGUGCUUAUUGGGGUUUGAGGGAUUUUAUUCGUAUGGUGGUUGUGGAGGUGGGGAGGGAGGGUGGGAGGGAGGGGACGUUUAAGGGGUUGAGGGGUGUGAAGAGGAGGGUUGGUGGUGGGGGGAGGUGA